AUGUCAAGUGUGGCCCAACCGCUGCCCCUUCCCCCCGACAAAGAUAUAAUUGUCAUAGAUAUAACUACAAACUAUGUAUAUCAAACUGCAAUUCUUUGCAUCAAAGAUGCAGAGCCCUUGGAUAAGGAAGAGGGAGUCCACUAUAAAGAAGAGGAAAAAGAGGCGGUUGUCACUGGGGUGUUAGAGACAUGGAAGCUGCAUGAUGAGCAGCUUAAAGUGAGAAUGUGUGGGAAGGGUGAUGAACUGAUGCUCACCCAGGUCACUUCCAUGGCUUAUGUCUGGGAGAUUGAUGUCAUCAUUCAGGAAGUGUUGAAGAAGUAUACGUUGUGCCACCACUAUGGCUCCAAGGCUGAUCUGCCUGUAGAAGUCUCCUUGGACAAAUGCGGCUACCCACCAAGUGAAAGAGAAAGUAUAAUUGGAGUAACAAGACCAAGAGGAGGAACCGGGACCAGUUACAUGAAACACCUGAAAAUUGUGUACCGAAGCGCGACGGAUCCGGGAGCCUGCCGUGCACCCCUGCCCGCCCACUUGCACCAUGCAGCUGCCCAUGGGCGCCACCGGCUCCACCGCGCUCGCCCGGGCAAGCCCGUGGCGCAGCUCAGCAUCUACCCGCUCAAGUCGUGCAAGGGGGUGCGGGUGAGCGAGGCCGAGUGCACGCCCCUGGGGCUGCGCAGCAGCCACCUGCUGCACAGGUUCUGGCUGAUGAUCAAGGAAGAUGGACACAUGGUGACAGCCCAGCAGGAGCCGCGCCUGGUGUUGGUCUCCAUCGCGGCUGAGGGUGACCGCCUGGUCCUCAGUGCCCCAGGCAUGGACCCGCUGGUUCUGCCCAGCAAGCUGCCUUCUUCCAACUCCAUUCAGAACUGCAGGAUAUUGGGCCUCGACAUCCAGGGCCGGGACUGCAGCGGUGAGGUGGCUCAGUGGUUUACCAGCUACCCGAAGACGGAAGCCUUCCGGCUGGUCCAGUUCGAAAAGAACAUGAAAGGCAGGAAGGGGAGGGAGAUUCUCCCUGAUAUCAAGGAGAAAUACCAGGUGGCUUACCCAGACUGCAGCCCAGUCAUGGUUCUCUCGGAUGCCUCCCUGGCUGACCUCAACUCCCGGCUGGAGAAGAAGGCCACGAUGGAUAAUUUCUGGCACAACAUCGUGGUGAUGGGGUGUGGCGCCUUCGAGGAGGACACCUGGGAAGGCCUGGUCAUUGGCAGCGUGGAGAUGAGGAAGGUCCUGUCAUGUCCCAGGUGCAUCAUGACCACCAUGGACCCGGACACCGGCGUGAUUGACAGGAAGGAGCCUCUGGAGACCCUGAAGAGCUAGCAGCUGUGUGAUUCCUCUGAGAAGUCCAUAUACAAGUCUUCCCCCCUUUUUGG
This is a messenger RNA of Sorex fumeus (smoky shrew), 1361 nucleotides long. RefSeq names its product mitochondrial amidoxime reducing component 2-like. The transcript is spliced from 5 exons. Bases 1 to 1308 code for a protein of 435 amino acids. NCBI's taxonomy places the organism in Eukaryota, Metazoa, Chordata, Mammalia, Eulipotyphla, Soricidae. Gene Ontology annotation, molecular function: nitrate reductase activity; pyridoxal phosphate binding; molybdenum ion binding. The record is from RefSeq and is a predicted model, not a curated record. Gene Ontology annotation, biological process: nitrate metabolic process. Gene Ontology annotation, cellular component: mitochondrial inner membrane.